Cuscuta europaea is the source of this 1272-nucleotide messenger RNA. NCBI's taxonomy places the organism in Eukaryota, Viridiplantae, Streptophyta, Magnoliopsida, Solanales, Convolvulaceae. The record is from the annotation of a GenBank genome assembly.
CGUCCUUCCUCGCCGUCGCCCUAAUCCUGAGGGCCGUUGUGAUCUGUCACCAACAGAUCUGAAGAUUACGAGCGUCGUUCCCAAUUCACAACCUCCGCCCUUAUCCUUCUGUUUUCCCUACUCCUGCCCCAACGACUUCCCCGACAACUGGAUAUCAGAUUUGUCCAUUCCAAUGAAACUCAUAAACAUAGGUGAAAAGACAGAAGAAGGAGAAGAAGAUUAAAAGAUUAAGAGAGUAUUUGAAGCAGCGGAAAGGUGACGAUGACAGCCAUAUCAGAGCAAGUAGUGGUGGUGCGUCCCUAAGCAGUGGUGGAGGUGACCGGUGCGUGGAGGAGGUGGCGACCGGUGUGUCACUGCAAGCCACCGGCGAAGGAGAACGACCUGGAGCGAAGGUAGGUCUCCUGGAGCGCCCGCAGGUCUGAAGAAGACGAUCGGGAGACGCAGGUGUGAAGAAGGAGGACGAUCAGGAGUUGAGUUUGGGACAUAGGGUUUAAAGUUAAGAAUUUCCCGGACCACCUAUUAAUUAUAUACCUUUUAUACCCUUCUUACUCAAAAAACUCUAUCCCCAAAUCAAUUGAGGCUUUUAUGUUCUUUGUCGAUGAAACUUUCCAGUGCCGCUUCACCGUGUUUGUUCGCCGCCCAGUUCGAUGUCCAACGCCGCUUCUUUCUUCGGUUUUGUUCCCCUCCACUGCCUCCGUCUCUCUUCGCCGAAUUCGCCUCCACGGUCGACGGAGCAGAUGGCAAAGCAACAAACAUGGCAUUAGAUGUGACAAACUAUUUGCUAGAGAUCUGUAGUGGUCUCUCCAAAAGAGGCGGCUGCCAGAAACGACAGAGGCGCGUCGACGCCGGAGAUCCACCCGCUAGAAGAGGCGGCAGAGACAACACAGGUGGCUGUUGCCGGCAGAGGCAAAGGAGGCGGCGAGCGGCUGUUGGCGGCGUUGUUAGAUGUGGUGGUGGGAAUGUCAGUUGCGGCGACGGCGGCGACGUCAGAUGCGACUGCGGCUGGUGGCGCCGCCGGAGCCGGAGCCGGCGAAGGUGGCAGUCACAGCCUAGGGUCGUACCAUUGCAUCUUCCGAGUCUUUUGUUGUCUCUGUAUGGUUUUAUUUUGUGUUGUAUUAUUAAUUAAUAAAACAAUUAGAUUUUUCAUUUUCAUUAAGGGUACUGUUGUCCACUCAUACACUUUUUACUCCUAUGCGCGAGAGAUGAAACUUGGACUCCUAUUUAUGCACAAAUGCAUCGUUUUACUCCUAUUGAGGUAAUUUUCUCUUUAAA